AUGUCCCCAAGCGAGACAGCAAAGCCGAUAAGCAGCCCCAACGCGAAAGCGAAGACAAAGGAGAAAGAGAAGCGAGCACGCGCCGCGAGCAAACAGCAGACGGAGCGGCUGAAGACAGUCGUCCGCCGUCUACCGCCUAACCUCCCUGAGAACAUCUUCUGGCAAAGCGUGGAGCCGUGGGUGAGGGAGGACACAGUAACAUGGAAGGCAUAUUACCUGGGGAAGUCUAAGAAGAGGUUAAACAAGGAGAACAUCUCCUCCCGCGCAUAUAUCGCCUUCAAAAACGAGGACGUACUCGCGACGUUUAGUAAGGAGUAUGAUGGUCACGUCUUUAGAGACAAAGCAGGGAAUGAGUCCAUUGCGGUGGUCGAGUUUGCGCCCUAUCAGAAGGUACCGUCCGACAAGAAGAAGGUGGAUACCCGUAUGGGAACUAUCGAGAAGGACGAGGAGUAUAUCUCAUUCUUGGAGUCUCUUAAAGAGGGCUCGAACAAGCCAGUGGAUGGAGAGAGCUUGGACAUUCUCAUAAUCCCUUCCGCAGUUGCAGCAUCCCAGCCGCCACCGCAGCCAACAACUACACCCCUCCUCGAGGCUCUCAAAGCUGAGAAGUCUGCGCAGAAGGACAAGGAAGCCAUUCUCCGCAACCACGCGCACUACAAGGACCAGGCAGCCAUAGCUGGCCCAAGCAUCGUUGUGAAGAAAGAAGACGGCAAGAAGAAGUCUGCUGCACUCGCUUCACAGAAGCCUUCAGACUCACAGCCGAGCAAGAAGGCUGCAAAGAAAGCUGCAAAGAACGCCGCGCAACAACAGACCGCACCGGCUGCUGCUCCUUCGAAACCACCACAGAGCAAACAGGCGCAAGCACAGCCUGCUCAAGCUGUGAUCCCGAAAGCACCUCGGCAGCCUCGCGAGCGCCACCCCAAACCGUCCAUUGCUCAACCUGCGCCAACCCCAUCGUCCAGCGCACCCUCAGGCGACGCGGCGCCAUCGUCCAUAUCCAUCGCUUCCGCCGCAUCGACAUCGACUCAGGAUUCUGCACAGCCGGCGCCGACACGGCGCGCACGGCCCAUGCUAGGGCCCGCAUCACGGCAGUUUGAGGCGGCUCUCAGCGGCGCUGGCGUCGAGCGCAAGGCGCGGCGGGAGCGCGACCGCCAGACCGCAACCGAUGUGGGUCCUGCAGGUGCCGUUGGUCUCGGAGACGGUGCAGGGAGAGGAGAGGAGAAGCGGGGCAGCGGAGCGUCGCGCGCUACGCCCGCAGGCCAGAAUCAGGCUACACCGACUGCUCCGAUGAUACUACAGCGUGAGGGCCAGCAGAUCAAGGUUGGUGGUGGCCCGCCCGCGGUCGCAAGCGAUGUUGACGAUGGUGCCGCUGGAGGGAGGAGCGGCGGUAAACCGCGCUCUCGAGGAAGAGGUCGUGGGGCUCAGCGAGGUGGUGCUCCGUAG
Postia placenta MAD-698-R-SB12 is the source of this 1440-nucleotide messenger RNA. RefSeq lists its product as hypothetical. The record is from RefSeq and is a predicted model, not a curated record. Gene Ontology annotation, cellular component: nucleolus; cytoplasm. NCBI's taxonomy places the organism in Eukaryota, Fungi, Basidiomycota, Agaricomycetes, Polyporales, Adustoporiaceae. Gene Ontology annotation, biological process: positive regulation of translation; nuclear-transcribed mRNA catabolic process, nonsense-mediated decay. The transcript has 5 exons. Bases 1 to 1440 code for a protein of 479 amino acids. Gene Ontology annotation, molecular function: mRNA binding.